Messenger RNA from Panonychus citri (citrus red mite), 1745 nucleotides. Its product is annotated as reticulon-1-like. The record is from RefSeq and is a predicted model, not a curated record. The transcript is spliced from 5 exons. The coding region runs from base 405 to 1661 and encodes 418 amino acids. NCBI's taxonomy places the organism in Eukaryota, Metazoa, Arthropoda, Arachnida, Trombidiformes, Tetranychidae.
CUUGUUUAAAUCCAAAACAUCUUCAGUCCAAUUGGAAAUUCUCUUUCUCUCUUCUGUCUACUCAUAUUUUUCUUCUGUGUUUCUUUUUAAAUUGAGUCAUACUUUUUGUCUUAUCUGAGAAUUUCUCUUCUCUCUUUUUUUUCUCUAUUCUCUCUCUCUCUUUUUCUCUCAAAAUUUCCUUAUAAUAUUUGUUUUUCUCUCUUUUUCUCCUUCUCUCCCUGAUUCUUAUAAAUCUACUCUCUGUUUCUCUCUCUCUCUCUCUCUCUCUCUCUUACGUUUUUCUUCUUGAUAUUAUUUUUCUUCUCUUGGGUUUUCCUUUUCAUCUUUCUCUCAUUCUCACUGGUCUCCAUUUUCUUUUCUCUUUCCCUUUGGUAACAAAUUCUAUUUCAAUUUCAUCUUUCAACAUGUCCAAUUUAAUUGAUUCUAGUUUACCUGAAGAAGAUUCCAAUUGGUCUGAUCAACCUGAGCAACAACAAUCGUCACCUUUGUCAAAUAUUGGUAACAUUUCUACUGGUUUUGGUGGAUCUCCUUUCGAUGAUUAUGCUGUUCGAGAUAUGGACCUAACAAAUGAACCCUUUGGAUCUGUAACCUCAACCGUACCAGUAUCUUCAUCUAUUCCCUCUUCUGGAUCACCAACACCGUUUACACCAUCAGCUCUUGAAGGAGAUCUUCUUAAUAUGAGUACCGAUGAGGUUAAAUCAUCACCUUCACCCUUACCACCUCCAUCUUUUCACCAAAGCGCUCCAACUCCUUCACCACCUCCACCACCCUCACCAAUUACCCAAACAGUAUUGUCACAAGUUGAAUCAACCUUCAAUCAACAACCAGAAUUACCAACAACAACCACAUCACCAAUUCCAUCAACCAUCCAAGCGGAGGUUAAACCAGCCGUUGAUAUUAAACCCGAAGAACCCAAACAACAACAACAACAACAACCACCACCACCUCAACCACAACAACCCAAACCUGAAGCCAAAGAAGUUAAAAAACAAGCUGAAAAGAAAGAGUCAAAAAAACCAACAAUUGAUGAUUCAUUACCUUCAUCAAGUUCCCAAUGUUGCUCCUUUUUGACAAGAUAUCCUCAUAUUACCGAUCUCCUCUAUUGGCGUGAUUUGAAAAAAAGUGGAGUAGUUUUCGUUGGUGGACUUUUACUACUCCUCUCGUUGGCAUGUUGUUCAAUUAUCUCUGUCAUCGCGAAUGGAUCGCUCUUGAUUCUUGGAUCAACCCUUGCCUAUCGAAUCUACAGCAACAUCAUGCAAGCAGUCCAAAAGACCGACGAAGGACAUCCUUUCAAGCAAUAUAUUGAAAUGGAUAUUAUCCCAUCUGAGGAAAAGGUUCAUGAGUUAGUUGACAAAACUCUUAAGCAUCUCAACGUCAUCUUAUUAAAGUUGAAAAGUAUCUUCCUCGUUGAGGAUAUUGUCGAUUCCAUCAAGUACUUUAUCGCUUUCUGGUGUUUGACGUAUGUUGGUGCCUGGUUCAAUGGAAUGACUUUGGUUACCAUGAUGUAUCUUGGCCUCUUCUCCGUUCCAAAGGUCUACGAGAUGAACAAGACAGUUAUCGAUGGUCAUCUUGGAACCAUUUGCGCCCAAAUGGAGGGUGUUUGCUCCCAAGUUAAAACAAAAUUACCAUUCCUUGCAUCCAAAAAGGACAAAGCCCAAUAGAGUAAAACUCAACAUAUUCAAAUCAAUGAUUGUAUGGAAACGUUUAUAUAAAAAGAAACACUUACACCAAACUUAACCAAAUAA